AUGUCGCAAAGCGUUCGUGCGUCGGAAAAAAGUGAUCUGGUGAUUGGUGAGCCAGAUACAUCAAAAAUGAAGGCGAACCAGGCAGAGAGCCAGAAGCAGAAACAAAAGGAGGCAGAUAAAUCGAAUAUAGAUGAUUUGAAAGAAACAAAAAUGGCAAAGCAGAAGGCAGCAGUUGCAGAAACAGCAAAACAAAGAGCAGCUGUGUCAGUUCCAUUGAUAAAGUUAAAACUUCUUGAUUGCAUUAGAAGUGGAGACACGAGAAGGUUGGACAAGUUGAUUGGGCAGAUAGUAGCAUCGAAAAAAGAGGGUUUGUUGCAAUUACAAAGAGAGCUCCUCCAUUUUUCGGUGCAGGUGGGAUCACUUGCGAUUGUGAAGCAUGUUGUGGAAAAGAACCUUGUGGAUGAUAUCAACUACCAGGAUCCGUCGGAAAAUGGCAAUACUCCGCUCCACUUGGCGGCGAUAACAUCACGGAAUGAUGUGGUGGAGUAUUUGAUGGAAUUGCCAUCGAUCAACGACUGCAUUGUGAACAAUGACUUGAAGCAGCCGAUCGAGUGCACGUCAGACAUGGAUACAGUGCAGUUAAUGAGCGAUUUGCGUACGAAGUACGUAGAGGCACAGGCGUCGGGUCUCCGGAAGGGUUUCGAGACGAGGCAAUUCGACACUUUGACGAAGAUCAUGUCUUCACCUAGGGCCAGGGAGUUGCUUGAUAUAAAUGGGACUGAUCCUGUGUCCGGAGAGACGGUACUCCUUGAAUUUGUGCGUAAGGAGGAUGUGCCCAUGGUGCGGUUCAUCCUCUCGCAUGGGGGCGAUCCAUUCAAGCGGUCAGUGAGUGGCAAAUUGCCGGUUGAUGUGGCCAGAUCGCCCGAAAUGCGCCGGGUGAUCAAGGAGGCAUGUGAUAGGCAGAGUGUGCUUGAUUACACAUCCGUUCCGAUGGUCGCGGCUCCUCCAGAGGUUGCAGGCGGUGCAGAAGACAGUGCAGGUGAAAAUAAUGCCGGAAAUGCUGGAGGCAGUGUUCGAAACAGCGUUGAAAGUGGUGCUGGAAGCCUUAGAAAGGGACCCGGGAGCAAUUCAGAGAGCAGCAGCAUGCCGGAAGCAGCACGGAAGCCGGUUCUUGCAGCACCGACGUUCAAAGGAUUUCUCAAAAAGUGGACAAACUUCGCCGGCGGCUACAAGCUCCGGUGGUUCGUUCUUGCAGCGGACGGCACGUUGUCGUACUACAAGAGUCCAACCGACAUGGAAAAUAGCUGCCGGGGCAUGAUUCACUUGGCACAUGCACACGUGAGGAUGGACAGCUCGGAAAAAUGCCGUUUCGAGAUUCUCGUGACGACUUCGCGGGCUGGUGGGUCGCCAGUUCGGUGGCAUUUGAAGGCAAACCACCAGAUUGAGAGCAGCCGGUGGGUCUGGACCCUUCAAAAUGCCAUCCGGUAUGCCCGGGACCGCCAGAAAGGACGGGGGCAGCAAGAGCUGCAGCAGCAGUCUCCACGCAGGCAGAAAGACCUGCAAUUGCCGCUCCCACACACAGGAAGCACCCCGGACCUGCACAGAAGCUCGUCGGACUCCAGGGUGGCCCGGAAAAAACACGUGGCUGCAAAAAUCCCAGUCACUGCAUCGAGUGCCGAACUUUCGAGCCCCGCAGGGCCCAAACAAAUUCACCCACACCACGAGCGGACCCAGUCGCGAGAAAGCGUCGCAUCGUCGUCGUCGCACGCGUCGGUGGCAAGCAGCGUGGCAAGAGGUGCAAGGAUGCUCUACCGGCGGCCGAUCCACAAACUUGGGAAGCUCGGUAAGCUCGGCCGACGGUCACGUGAUGUGUUGUCACGUGGUUCGCGGGGUAGUGUGGCGGAAUUUGUCGCAGACGGCGAUCUUGACGAGUCGAUCGACUCGUCUGCGUCGUCGGACUCCGCGUCUUCCUCGCCCGAGCAGGAAAACAUCGACGGUGAGGUCGACAAGCUGCUUGAAAACUUGGUGGUCAAGAAGCAGCGGCCCAAUGAUCACGAGCUCAUCAUUGUGCGAAACCAGAUUCGAAUCGAGUUAGAAUCAUUCAAGGAGUUUCUCGAUGAGGCGGUGAAGGAUCCGGGCAUGUCCCGCGAGGAAAUCCUGGCUGUGUGCCAACGUGUGCUUGCAAAUCUUUCGCAGCUGUCGAAAAACCAAGAUGAUCUGCUGGACACGCGGAAAAUCACCUUGGAGAGAUUGUUCAACCGCCAGCACGAGAUUUCCGCCAUUUGGGAGAACUCGGUCCGCCAGUUGGAGCUUGAGAUUCAGGACCGCGAGAAGAAGAUUUGCGAUCUUGAGGAUACCAUCCGGAAAGUCCGGAGGUCCUUGAGGGCAAGUGUGAUAAUCUCGCCGGAGGAUUCUAUUCCUGACUCCGCCGAGCAUAAAGCCCCGGAGAUGCCUAAAGUGACCCGGAAGAUGUCGAUAUCGUCCAUUCAGGCUCCGAACAGCGAGCUCACGAAGUUCUUGGAGGAGAAGGAUUCGUCUGAGGAUGAGUUCUUUGAUGCCGAGGAGGAGGAGGAGCAAGAAAAGGAGGAGCAAGAAGAAAAGGAGCAAGAAGAAAAGGAGCAAGAAGAAAAGAAGCAAGAAGAUGAAAACUUAGAGGAAGAAGACAAUGACGCGAAAUCACAACACACUCUAAAACAGCAACCACCUCCGAUCUGCCGGAGGCCGUGA
Molecule: messenger RNA, 2667 nt
Organism: Brettanomyces bruxellensis
Lineage: Eukaryota; Fungi; Ascomycota; Pichiomycetes; Pichiales; Pichiaceae
Exons: 1
Coding region: 1-2667 (888 amino acids)
Molecular function (GO): protein binding
Source: RefSeq, a predicted model, not a curated record